Messenger RNA from Myripristis murdjan (pinecone soldierfish), 7452 nucleotides. It is a transcript of the gene pik3c2a, whose product is annotated as phosphatidylinositol-4-phosphate 3-kinase, catalytic subunit type 2 alpha. Gene Ontology annotation, biological process: phosphatidylinositol-3-phosphate biosynthetic process; cell migration; phosphatidylinositol-mediated signaling. Gene Ontology annotation, molecular function: 1-phosphatidylinositol-3-kinase activity; phosphatidylinositol binding; 1-phosphatidylinositol-4-phosphate 3-kinase activity. Gene Ontology annotation, cellular component: plasma membrane; cytoplasm; phosphatidylinositol 3-kinase complex. NCBI's taxonomy places the organism in Eukaryota, Metazoa, Chordata, Actinopteri, Holocentriformes, Holocentridae. The record is from RefSeq and is a predicted model, not a curated record. Bases 160 to 5337 code for a protein of 1725 amino acids. The transcript is spliced from 33 exons.
CGUGCCUCCUGUGCAAGUGGAUGGAAAAAAAUAGCAGCUGCAAGAAAAAUGGCUACAAACACCGCACCGCUAAAAGGUGUUUAAAACCUUGUUCUCGAGCCUUUUGAGCCAGACCUUACUUUGAAGAAGUUACACUCAUGGCACCUUUGAGUUGACACAAUGGCCCAGAUAUCUAGUGGUAAUGGGUUCAAUUUGGAUGUCCCCCAGUCCAAGGGGGUUGUGGGUAAAGAGGAAGCCCUCCGCAUGGAGGAAGAGGCUUUAGCAAAAUUGCAGAGGGAGAAGAAACACACUUCAGCCUCAACGUCCUCAUCUUCCUCUGUAUCAUCCUCAUCCUCCUCAAAACCAAAAUCAUCUACAUAUACCACUACUGCUCCUCGACCUUCGCCCUCUACUAGUAAACCAGAAAAGGACCUCAUCGUCUUCCCGGAGACCAAGAAACAGGCUGAGAAGGACAAGUUCAGGGAUAUCGAUGUGGAAAAACUAACCAAUGAGGAACUUGAAAAGCUCCUACUGGACGAUAACUUUGGGGCCAACAGUAAAGCGUCCCGCCCUUCCUCGUUGCUGGGGUUUGACCUCAGUGCCUCCUACCCUGGUGGUCAUGUCUGUAGUCCUUCACCCUUCCAGAGUAGCCGGUGGACACCUGUUCUGUCCACCCCUUCUAGUUCCAGUGUGUCCACUCCCACCCAUCAGCCCGCUCCCAUGUUCCCCUCUGCUCCCUUCCCCAAACCAGGCACCUUUCAAAACGGCUUCACCCCAGCCAUACCACCUUUCAUGGCCUUGCCAUCCCAGCAGCCUUCUUUCAUGGCCUUUACUCCAAUCCAGACUGCUGCUCCCAUGGUCUACCAGCCGCCUGCUGUCGACCCGGAGAUGGUCAAACUCUUUGAUAAGAUUGCCAGCACCUCAGAAUAUGUGAAGAAUGGCAGGUCAGCUAGUACUGAAAUGGAUUCGGCACCUGCCAGCACAGUUUCUCUGGCACCUAACCCUCCACCCCAGCAGCCAGCAGAAGCUUCUGGCAUCAGUCGCUUUGAAUGGCUUGAUCUGGACCCGCUUACCAAGCGCAAAGCUGAGAAUGAGGAAGCUUCCCUGCCAUCAGCGGAAGCUGUGACAGAAGCAGUAGUAUCUGCAGGGGACCCUUGGGAGGCAGUGCUUGAGACUGAAGGGAAUAGUGGUAGCAGUAGCCCCCCAUCAGAGGUGAAAGCAUCAUUGUCAGUCCGCUCCCAGCCCAGGAGGGCGUCAGCGGGGGCGGCUGUCACUAGAAGCCAUUCUCUCAACAUCCCAGGAACCUCCUCCCAGCACAAACCAAACAAUCAGGAUAAGGGAAAAGGAAGAGGUGUGACAAAGCGUGCCGCCCUGGAGGAUGAAGAAGCACAGAACCUGGAAGUUGUCACCUUCUGUGAAGACGUAGCGACCCUGCGCUCCAGGUUCCCUCACGAUGAUGUGUCCACCAACCCCGGCUAUGUCCUCAGCCCCGUCAUUGCUCAGAAGGACGGCGGAGGUGACAGUGGCUUCACUGUCAAGGUUUCCAUUGAGAUAUCCGAAUCUCAGCAGCCCGUAACCUUUACCUGUGAUGUGAGUUCUCCGGUUGAGUUGUUGAUCAGUCAGACUCUCUGCUGGAUCCAUGAUGACCUGGACCAGGUCGACUUCUCCAGCUACCUGCUCAAGGUCUGUGGCCAGGAGGAGGUGCUGCAGAAUAAACACAGCCUGGGCAGCCACGAGUACGUCCAGAACUGCAGGAAGUGGGAGAGUGAGAUCAGAUUACAGCUACUCUCUCACUCCACCAUGAGAAGGGACUUGGCACGUGUUGCGGAAGAUGACAGCUCUGCGAUAGACUUGGAGAAGCAUCUGGGCCAGGUGGAGAGGCCCUUUAAGGAGAACAUCACCAGACAAGGCCUGGCUGACCAUCUGGAAGGCUAUCACAAUCAAGUCAACAUCUGCCUACAGAAUGAGAGUACCCAGUAUAAGACGGUGGACAGGGUGGUGCAGACAGUGAAGAACCUGUGCUGUGCUCUGGAUGAGGUGGAGACACAAGCCAUCACAGACGCUGUCAAGAGGCUCAGACGCUCCGUCAACCUGCCCAGGACGCGCUCACCUGAGAUUGGGUCCAGAUCAUCUGGAGGAAAAUCAAAUGGUCAUGCCAGUCCUGUGGAGGAGUGCAUUACCCUGCUGACAGAGGCAGUCUAUGACUUAGCCAAGCUCUACCUUCGGUCCUUCUGCCCUGCCUCCUCCUCCUUCAGUUCCACUCCUUCAGCCCAGGGUGCAGACAAUGAGGCCACGGAGGGGAGGGGCAGCAGGGAGGCAUCAGGCACCACAGACCACCUCCAGUUCACCCUCUUCUCCAUGCAUGGCAUCCCAGCCAACUGGGUCAGCAGUUAUGAGAAGUACUACCUGAUGUGUGCCCUCACCCACAAUGGCAAAAACCUGUUUAAACCAGUCCAGUCCAAGAAAGUGGGCACUUACAAAAGUUUUUUCUACCACAUCAAAUGGGAUGAGCUGAUCAACUUUCCCAUAGCAGUAGCUCUGCUCCCGCUGGAGUCUAUACUGAGUCUGUCUCUCUUCGGGGUGCUCAAUCAGAACGCCAGCGGCUCCCCAGACUCCAACAAACAGAGGAAAGCUGUAGAGCUGCUGGGCAAAGUCUCUAUGCCGCUCUUUGACUUCAGAAGGGUGCUAGCCAGAGGCAGCAGGCUGCUGUGUCUGUGGACGUCUCCCCAGGGUGCUGCUGCUGCCGCUGGCUCUGCAGGGGGCCGCAGGAGGGCGCUGGCAGAGAGAAUCGUACUUCAGGUGGACUUCCCCACCCCAGCAGUGGAUGUGCUAUACGUGGGGCCCAAGGAGGCCCCCAGCCCAGAGCCCCUCACUCUGGAAGAGCUGGACCCAGACCUCCGACGCAAACUGGAGAAAGUCUGUGGCCGAGCUUCCACCUUUGGGCUGAAGCGGGCUGAUCACCAGCUCCUAUGGGACCAGCGGCAGUACUGUCGGAGGGACCACCCCAGCAGCCUCCCCAAGGUGCUGGCCAGUGCGCCCAGCUGGGACUGGGCCAGCAUGGCUCACAUCCACUCCCUGCUGCACCACUGGCCCCCACUGGCCCCCGUCACUGCCCUGGAGCUGCUCGACUCCAAGUUCGCUGAUACAGAAGUGAGAAGUGUGGCUGUUAGUUGGAUUGAGAAGAGUACUGACGAUGAGCUGGCUGACUACCUGCCACAGCUUGUACAGGCGUUGAAGUUUGAGUGUCAUCUAAAGAAUUCCCUCGUCAUGUUCCUGCUGUCCAGAGCACAAGGCAACAUCUACAUCGCCCACCAACUCUACUGGCUGCUGAAGGAUGCGGUGCAGGACCCUGCCUGGGGGAGGCGCUACGAGCGGGUGCUGGGAGCCCUGCUGUGUUUAUGCGGGGGGCGGCUGAGGGCGGAGCUAGAGAAACAGACCCACCUGGUCACCCUGCUGGGAUCCGUGGCUGAGAGGGUGCGACAGGCUGGAGGGUCCACACGACAGGUGGCACUACAGGAGAGUCUUGAAAAUGUCCAGAACUUCUUCCAUAGGAACAGCUGCCGACUGCCGCUCAGCCCCAGUCUGGUAGCCAAGGAGCUAAACAUCAAGGCCUGCUCCUUCUUCAACUCCAAUGCAGUUCCCCUAAAGCUGGCUCUGGUCAACGCUGACCCACUCGGAGAAGAGAUUAAUGUCAUGUUCAAGGUGGGAGAGGACUUGAGGCAGGACAUGCUAGCUCUUCAAAUGAUUCGUAUCAUGGACCGCAUCUGGCUGCAAGAGGGGCUAGACCUCCGCAUCGUCAACUUCAAGUGCAUCUCCACUGGCAAGGAUAAAGGCAUGGUGGAGCUGGUGCCGUCCUCCGACACUCUGAGAAAGAUCCAGGUGGAAUACGGCGUCACCGGAUCCUUUAAGGACAAACCGCUGGCUGAAUGGCUCCGCAAAUACAAUCCUGCUGAGGAUGAGUAUGAGAAGGCAUCAGAGAACUUCAUCUAUUCAUGUGCGGGAUGCUGUGUGGCGACCUAUGUACUGGGCAUCUGCGAUCGCCAUAACGACAACAUCAUGCUGCGCUCCACCGGUCACAUGUUCCACAUCGACUUUGGCAAGUUCCUGGGUCACGCCCAGAUGUUCGGCAGCUUCAAAAGGGACCGUGCUCCGUUCGUCCUGACCUCCGACAUGGCAUAUGUUAUCAAUGGGGGGGAGCGUCCCACCAGCCGCUUCCAGCUGUUCGUGGACUUGUGUUCCCAGGCCUACAACCUGAUCCGCAAACACUCCGGACUCUUCCUCAACCUGCUGUCACUGAUGACAUCAUCAGGCCUCCCAGAGCUGACCGGCUCCCAGGAUCUGAAGUACGUGUACGACGCCCUGCAGCCCCACAACACUGACGCCGAGGCCACCAUCUUCUUCACCAGGCUGAUAGAGUCCAGUCUGGGCAGCGUGGCCACCAAGUUCAACUUCUUCAUCCACAACCUGGCCCAGCUACGAUUCACUGGUCUGCCGGCCAACGACGAGCCCAUCCUGUCCUUCUCCCCCAAGACCUACACCCUGAAACAGGAGGGGCGCAUCAUCCAUGCCUCCAUCUUCUCCUUCCAGAAGAGAUACAAUCCCGACAAGCAUUAUACUUAUGUGGUGAGGAUCCUGAGGGAGGGGCAGAACGAGCCUCAGUUCGUCUUCCGCACAUUUGACGAGUUUCAGGAGCUGCACAACAAACUCACCAUUCUCUUCCCGCUCUGGAAGCUGCCGAGUUUCCCUAACAAGAUGGUGCUCGGUCGCACCCACAUCAAAGACGUGGCGGCCAAGAGGAAGGUCGAACUCAACAACUACGUCCACAACCUGAUGAGGAGCUCCACAGAGGUCACACAGUGUGAUCUCAUCUAUACCUUCUUCCAUCCAAUCGCACGGGACGACAAGACAGAGGGCUUAGAUGCCACGCCCAAAGUGUCAGAUCCUCCACCACUGAGUCCUGCUUCUGGUCGGGUGGAAGGGGAGGUGAAGCUGUCAGUGUCCUACAGGAACAGCACACUCUUCAUCAUGGUCAUGCACAUCAGAGACCUGGUCUCUGAAGAUGGAACAGAUCCUAAUCCGUAUGUGAAAACCUACCUGCUCCCAGAUCCACACAAGACUUCCAAACGCAAGACAAAGAUCUCGAGGAAAACCAGGAAUCCCACUUUCAAUGAGAUGCUGGUGUACAGCGGCUACAGCAAAGAAACCCUGGGCCUGCGGGAGCUGCAACUGAGCGUGCUCAGUGCCGAGUCGCUGCGCGAGAACUACUACCUGGGCGGUAUCACGCUCAGACUCAAAGACUUUGACCUCAGCAAGGAGACAGUCAAGUGGUACAAACUUACGGCUGUCCCCUACUUUUAGAAACCCCCUUACCCUCCAAAAAAAACAACAAAACAAAACAAAAAAACAAACAAACAAACAAACAAACAAAAACUGUACCCGGGAACAAUUCUGCCUCUUGCCUCUCCAGAAAUAUGCUGCAUUCACAUCAUAUGGGAAAGACAGUGGUGCUUUCACAUCGUAUUUACUACUUGGGAACCUGGGUUUGGCAAUGGACCUUGACUUCUCCAACUUCCUGAAAUCUAAACCCCUCAAGUCAACAAAGAAGAGUCUGACGUAUGGAAAGCAAAGUUUUUAUUUCAAAUAAAGAAACCAAACAGAUGAUUUACAGUAUAAAUCGUUUUGUGAGAACAACUUUUAAAAUGCCACCAUAGCACCUUACUACUGUGGGUUUUUUGUUUGGUGUGGAUAUUCUGAUGGUUUGUUUGCUGAAAAACAUGACCUCAGACGCAUCACUUGCUAAGUGCAUGUGUGUUGUGUUAAACGGGAACGACCGAAGUCUACAGAAAACUUCCAUCGUGGCACUUAAACAGCUUUAGACAAGUUGAAACAUUUCGAUCCACUGCUUUUAACUGUCAGUGCAGUCCCAUAUGACAUGAAUGCAGAGUAAAUGCUCUAGAUACACCCUGAAGGGGCAACAGGGUUGGCUGUUACCACAUCCUCAAAGGGGAGCCUCCAAACUCCAUCACCUCACUCCAACCCCCACCCUUCUCUCCCUCUCUCACUAAUCAAGAUUGUUCUGUGACAAGCAAUCUCCACUUAUUUUGUCUCCUUUUCCUAAACUAUAACAGAGAGCUGUAAUGUUUUGUACAUUUUGACAUUAGAGGACCAAAAGCGGCUUACUUUCUGAAGAGUAUAUAUAGAUCGACACAUUUAUUUUUUAAGGAAUAGAAGGGGGCUCAUUUUUACAUUUUCUUUUUUUUCUACAUAGAUAAAUAGGAGGCAUCAGGGUUUCAGAGAUUUCUGGGUAGAGUAGUUUAGCGAACCAGUUUCCAGGAAAUACAGUGACCUUAUGAUUCCCCAGGUAUGUGCCAAAAGAAGUGAGAGAGAGAGACGGCAAAUCAAACCACUCUUCUGAUUGGGGAUCUGAACUGGGUGCCUUUGUUUGUGCUCACAAUCUCUUUUUAAUCUCUCCACUUGGCCUUAUUGCAGUAUAUAUUUUAUUAACAUUGUGACAUUUCCCUAUUGAAGAAAAAAAGAGAAAUCUUUGUAAAGCUAUGUCCAUAGUUCUUCCAGAGCGAGUUGGCAGCCAGACCGGCAUCGCGAGGUCUUUUGGAAUAGUGGACUGCUACUAAGUGCACACUACCAGGUCUUUAGCUCAUGGUUUUACUUGACUCCUUUCACACAGCACACCUUAAGGGGAAUUUAUAUCAUAAGCUUUGGAACUUGCUCUUGUCGGCGCUCCGGACGCAGAAGUCGCUGUUGCCCGACAACACUGAUUGUAGGUUAGUUCAGUGUUUCCUUCAGGUGGUUUAAAACCACAAUUUGGACUUGAUCAAACUGUAGCUUAGGAACUGUAAUACUGGAGUUUGGACAUGAAGUUUGUUUCAGCUCAGGCAGCAACACCACAAUCUCAUUCCCAGUGCCUUCUAGUGGCGUAAUGAAGUAAUAAUGCUGUGAUGAGGGACUGAAUAAAUGGUUAGCAACAGAUUAGACUGCCAGUGGGAGUCCAGAUUCAAUCACAUUGUUUGAUUUGUUUUUUUAAGUGACAAAUUGCUUGUGAAAAGUGAGGGAACGUCAGGCCAAUGAACACAGAUCAGCGCUGCAGGGGCAACUUUAAUUUAAACUAGGGGCCAUCUUUACAAAAAGGGAACAAGUCCUGAGCAGGAGAUUAGCUGCUUUUUCCUCCACUUGCUAACUAUAAAUCUAAAGAUGUUUAAUAAAGAAAUUAAGAUGAAUUUAUCUGAUUUUUUUUAAAGAGAGUAUCUACAAAGACAGUUAUGAUCUAAGAGUAUCACUCACUCUAUGAAUAAUAGUGACUUGAUCCACUCUUUUAGUGACUGUAAAAAGCAAACAAGCAGAGUUUGUAUUAACAUGGCCAGUUAUUUAUUCUUAAUUGGUGACCUUUAACCCGAAUGGAUCGGUGUGUACUGUAAUCCCUCUUUCCUAAAGCGAAUUAAAUGUUUUUUGAACAAA